Messenger RNA from Lingula anatina, 1572 nucleotides. RefSeq lists its product as uncharacterized. The record is from RefSeq and is a predicted model, not a curated record. NCBI's taxonomy places the organism in Eukaryota, Metazoa, Brachiopoda, Lingulata, Lingulida, Lingulidae.
AUGGUGCAACCAGGCUUGAGCAAACAACAGCCAAAAUCAUUGUUAGAUCCCAAGAAGGCUCAGAACCUGGGGAUCUUCCUGAUGGGCCUCAAGAUGUCUGCUGCCCAACUUAAACAGAAGUUGGACAUUGUGGAUGAAGCCUCUGGAGGGCUGACAACAGAGCAGAUCACAGCUAUUAGAAGGUAUCAACCAGAUAAAAAUGAGCAGAAGACAUUGAAACAGUACUCUGGUGCGGUCAGUGACCUGGACAGAGCUGACCAGUUCAUGUUAGAGCUGUGCAGGAUACCCCACCUGGACCUGAAGCUGGAACUGUUACUGGCCAUACGGGAGCUGGCAGCUCAAAUAGAUGACAUAGAGCCAAGCAUGGAGCUGGUCAGUGUGGCAUGUGAUGAACUUCUCGGCAGCCAGAUGUUUGAGGUCGUCUUGGAGUAUAUUCUGGCUGUUGGGAACUACAUCAACAGUUCAGGAGGAAAAGGAGGCCUCAUGGGAUUCCACCUGUCAUCUCUUUUGAAACUUGCAGAUUACAAGUCCAAAGACAAGAGUACGACACUGCUGCACUAUGUGGUCAGUGAGCUUCAGGCCAAGGACAGUGCUGCCCUGGACGUGACGGAGGAGCUGACCACGGUGGACAAGUGUUGUGAUCUCUCGUUACAAGCUCUCACUGCAGAGGUGGACGUGAUGGAAAAAGACCUGGCAAAAAUCAAGAAACUGAACAAUGUUCUCCAUCAGAAGAGUAAAGAAAAAGGAGCACUGGGUGAAAACUUUCAUAAAGAUGUUGAAGUGUUUGCUGCUGCACAUGCUACAAGGCUGCAGCUUCUUGCAGACAAGGGUAACCAGGUGCUAAAUAAAUUCAAGACCAUUCAGACAAAGUUUGGAGAAUCUCCCAACAAGUCAUCAGAUGAAACAUUUGCAAUCGUGAGUCAGUUCAUGCAAAGUUUGAAGAAGGUGAAGCUACAGCAGCAGAGGGUUGCAGGGCAGAACAAGACACCUGUCAAAAGUUUGGCUGCAGUUUUGCAGGAAAGUUUACAAGAGGAACCAAGUAGAGACAGCACCAGAGACUCACAGAAGUCAAUGCCAGAGAGUAAAAAGCCAGAUGGGAGAGGGUCUGUGGGAUUAAAAAGAGGCAACAGUACCACCUCCAUUGCCACCACGCGUCCCACCAUAGAGGGCUACCUGGAGAAACUCAGCGGAGGUACCCACCGCCAUCCCAAGUGGGAUAAACGCUAUUUUGAGGUGUCCAUCACGGGACACCUGCACUACUCGAAAAAACCCAAUGAUAAAAACCUGGGCUCUGUGUAUAUGAAGGGAGCCCCCAUACGCCAAAACAGGGAAGACCCCAGGGUCAUUGUGAUAGAGACAGAAGACAGGCAUUUCAAGCUGAGGACUCGGACAGAGGAAGAGGCAGUGGAAUGGACAGAAGUUUUGUGUUAUUAUGGCACCAGGUGUAUGAACUGAACCAAAGUUUUUUUUUUCCAGCACUAAAUUUCUCUUUCUCCAGACAUUUUGCUGUGUAUUUGGUAGAGGUGCACCAAAUGGGAACUUUGCUCAAUGCAAAGAUCGAAUACCCUUAUG